This is a messenger RNA of Trichoderma asperellum CBS 433.97, 1055 nucleotides long. Lineage: Eukaryota; Fungi; Ascomycota; Sordariomycetes; Hypocreales; Hypocreaceae. The record is from RefSeq and is a predicted model, not a curated record.
UGUCAUCUCCUGAUUUUUCAAGUCGAGGAGAAUGAGGGUUGCCUUUCCCCCUCGUUUGUAAACCGGAGUUUUCUGAUUCCUGUGAAUUUAACCUUUUGCCAUUGCCGAGCAAGUCUAGAACACGUCAACCUUGAAGAAUCGGUCCGCCGUCGACCGAUCUCCUCUCUUACGAGCGAACGGGCAUUCCUUUGAGUUGCAAUUCAUGUCCAUGUCAACAGUCAGACCAUGCCCGCUCGAGCUGUCUUGGGGAACCCGGACGGUCGAUCCAGCUUUUUCCCCCGCGGUGGCGUCGCAGACCAAGAAGCGGCUCCUGUCAAUGGGCUGAACGGCAAAUUGUCAUGAUAGAUCGUGGUCGUCACAGUCGUACAUCGGCGUUUUUAUUUCACGCGUCAUCAGCUUUUCCAACAUCGGACGAUGUUCUCCCGCUCACAUUCAGCUGCAACGACGAGGCUUGGGAGGACAUGAACCGGGUUUUGAGUAUUUGGCGGGGAAACGGGGAAAUGGGGAAAUGGGGGAAAACCUGGAGAAGCGAUAUACUCCGGAGUGACAGCUUGACAGAUGGUGGAAUCCCCCAGAUCUUGCCCUUGACAAGUAUAGGGUGCUCAGCCGUUGUAGCAAGGUUCACAAUUGGAGCCGCUCGACUCCAGGCUCAAUUCAUUAGGCAACGGAUCAAUAGCUGGUCUAUGGGUUGCAGUGACGCCUCUCGUGAGCGUUGGCGCCUCUGUCAGUGGCUGCAAAACUCCGGGGUUCGGCCCGAGUACCGUUGGGGCCACAUGCAGGGUGCGACGCUCUUGGAGCUUGAAAACAGGACCCUUGCCAGGGCCGCUGCCUUUCUAUGCACUUGGGCUUCGGCGCUAUUGUUGUAGGAGGAGGUGCAGCCGAUGGCCGGCCCGUUUCGUGCCAAGCAGAAGAAUUGCCAUGCCUUUCGGUACAAUGUACAAGAAGCCCGGCCUCAAAGUCUAAGUGUAAUCACACAUGGAGUACGGCUCGGAGCGAGGGCGGUAAGCGUACUAGCAUGCGCAUAUCGGGCUUGGUCCACCAAUAGGGCCCGCGUC